CAACCCAUCUCUCUCCUCACUCCUUACUUGAUUCCCUAAACCCUAACCCCCAAAACCCCAUCUCUCCCAGACUCCAACACACAAACAAACCGUCAUUCUCUUCAAAUAACCGAAGUUCAUCUUUCUUAUCUCCUCUUCCUUUCCAUUCUUUAAUUCAAAGAUGGUGAAACGGAGCAAAAAGAGUAAGAGUAACAGGGUAUCACUGAAGAAGAAGUACAAGAUUAUUAAGAAAGUGAAGGAACAUCACAAGAAGAAAGCUAAAGAAGCAAAGAAACUUGGAUUGAAUAAGAAGAAUAAGGUUGAGAAGGAUCCUGGGAUUCCUAAUGAAUGGCCUUUUAAGGAGCAGGAGCUUAAAGCUCUCGAAGCUCGCCGUGCCCGUGCUCUCGAAGAAUUAGAGCAGAAGAAAGCUGCCCGCAAAGAAAGGGCUCAAAAAAGAAAGUUGGGAAUAUUUGAGGACACCAAUGGUAGCAUUGAGAAGCAAUCUCACGAGGAGGAAAAGGAAGCAGACCUGUCUAAAGACUUUAUUAAAAACCGAGAUAAUUCUGAUAGGGUAUUUUACAAGGAGCUGGUUAAGGUCAUUGAAGUAUCUGAUGUCAUUGUGGAAGUCCUUGAUGCUCGCGAUCCCCUUGGUACCAGAUGUGUGGAUAUGGAGAAAAUGGUUCUGAAUUCGGGUCCCACUAAGAAGCUUGUUUUGCUCUUGAAUAAAAUAGAUCUUGUACCACGUGAAGCAGUUGAAAAAUGGCUGAAGUAUCUUAGAGAAGAAUUACCAGCUGUUGCUUUCAAAUGCAGCACUCAAGAACAAAGAUCAAAUUUGGGGUGGAAGUCGUCAAAGGCUUCUAAACCCAGCAACCUUCUACAAACCAGUGAGUGUCUUGGAGCAGACCCUCUUAUCAAGAUGCUAAAAAAUUACUCAAGGAGUCACGAGAUAAAAAAGACGAUCACUGUUGGCAUUGUGGGGCUUCCCAAUGUGGGGAAGAGUAGUCUUAUCAAUAGUUUGAAAAGAAGCCAUGUAGCCAAUGUUGGUGCAACUCCUGGAUUAACUAGGUCACUGCAAGAAGUUCAUUUGGACAAGAAUGUGAAGUUGAUGGACUGUCCUGGUGUUGUGAUGCUUAAAUCUGCGCAGAAUGAUGCAACUGUAGCUCUUCGAAAUUGCAAAAGAAUUGAGAAGCUUGAAGAUCCUAUUGCACCAGUGAAGGAAAUUUUAAAGCUCUGCCCUGCCCAAGUGCUAGUCACAUUGUACAAGGUCCCUAGCUUUGAUACGGUGGAUGAGUUUCUGCAGAAUGUGGCCUCUGUUAGGGGAAGACUUAAGAAAGGUGGUGUCGUGGAUGUUGAUGCAGCAGCAAGGAUUGUUCUGCAUGACUGGAAUGAAGGUAAAAUUCCAUAUUAUACUAUGCCGCCAGUGAGGAACCAAGGUGAAGUCUCUGAUUCUGAAACCAAGAUAGUUUCAGAACUUGGAAAGGAGUUCAAUAUAGAUGAAGUCUAUGGAAGUGAAUCUUCAUUCAUUGGAAGCUUAAAAUCAGUCGAUGAUUUCCAGCCCGUCGAGGUUCAACCAAAUUGUCCGUUGACUUUUGAUCAACAGAUGCUUGAGGAUCCACAACCGUCAUCACAGAUCAAUGGGGUUGAUGAUUUGAAAGAAAACGGUGAUGAUGAAAUCAUGGAGGCUGAAGAAGAGGAAACAGGAAAGACCAAGGUAAAAAGUACAGCAAGCAAACAAAAUGAGAAGCUUUAUGAUGCAGAAGGGAUGCUCAAUACGAAAAAGAAGCGAGCAGAGAAGAAGAGACGGAAAAAAGCUAGCAAGCUAGGUGAUGCUAUGGAUGAAAAUGGUGAUUAUGAUUUUAAGGUGGAUUAUAAGCGGGGAGGUUCUUCUAUGAAAGUUGAUGAAGAUGAAGAUGAUGAUGAAAUCAAAGCAGAGGUGCCAAUGGCUGGCGUAGAAUUCGACGAUGAGUGAUUAUAUAUGUCAAGUAUAUUUUUCUUGGACUUAUUGGUUCACUAAAAUUUUGGUAGUCUUAUAUUGUCAAACAAAGAAAAAGGUUGUAGAAUGCGUAAGUUAUUUUAAAAUUAUUAGUGUUAUGCAUAGAUUUCCUCCAGAAAAAAAUCAAAAAUCAGUGGAAGUUCCUUGUAAUGUAUUAUCAUAUUGAUUAUGCUUUCUGCAUUCAACAUUGCA
This is a messenger RNA of Beta vulgaris subsp. vulgaris (sugar beet), 2164 nucleotides long. RefSeq names its product guanine nucleotide-binding protein-like NSN1. Lineage: Eukaryota; Viridiplantae; Streptophyta; Magnoliopsida; Caryophyllales; Amaranthaceae. Gene Ontology annotation, cellular component: nucleolus. The transcript has 9 exons. Gene Ontology annotation, molecular function: GTP binding. The coding region runs from base 161 to 1948 and encodes 595 amino acids. The record is from RefSeq and is a predicted model, not a curated record.